AUGAGCGAUCGUGGCACUCUCGCACGAGUGCGCAGCAGCGAUCUCGGUCCUAUGCUCGGUGGCAGGUGCACUGACGACAGACUUACUCCAUCGAAUGGCUUUGACACGCAGAGCUGUCCUGAGGGCCAGCAAGUCGAACACGUGCUGCAGAAGCCCGUGCCAAUGGCAGCCGAGGCAAAUCACCAAGAUCAUGGCGGAGAGCUGGUGGCAGUCGAGCGCCUCGGUCCUGACUGUCAAAUCACCCACAAGCCGACAUACAACAGCUGCAAGGUCAAGCACUUCGAUCAUAUCGAGAGCUCCUACGCCAAUACCACCUCAUCUGACGAGCCGACCUACGGUAUCCACGGCGCGGCGGCUCAUCAAAUUGCCAUCAUGUCGGGGUUGUCAUCAUUGUCAUCUCAUUCGCCUUCACUGGAUCGUCUGAGCUCAGGAACCCCGAUCGAUGCGCCGGGAGCUGUCACGUCAACCGACAGACCGCGAGCAAGCAAGCGACCUAGAACUUUCUCCAUAUUCGACAAGACCGCUGCUACUAUGGGCGAUCAUCGUCAUCUUGCCUCUCUCCUCAAUCCGAGCAUCCGCCGUAGAGCAACUUCGGCCAGCUCCUCAAUGCCUUCGCAUCUCAUGGAAACGCUUUCAAGUGAGCACGUCAACGGUCCCAGCUUCAGAGACGAGGACCGUGCCGCUGGUCUGUCCGCGGGAACAACGAGAGAGCGUUGGUGCUCUGCAGUGCCAGACGUACCCAUCCCGCAAGAUUUCCCCGGCUCAGACCUUUUGCGCGCUGUGACGGAGCAUGCAGGCCAACAUUAUAGAGAGCAAGAUCUCAUGACCUCCCUUGCACCGCUCGGCAAAUCGCGCCAGCCAGUAAAGGUGCUGCGCGAUCGAGAGAUUUGGAUGACGAACGCGCUCGACGGCAGCGCUCUCAUCGCGCUAGGCAUGCUUGCACAAGAGCUCGCAGCUUACAAGGCAGCAGAGAUUGUCGGCUCGCCAUACGAGCAAUACAGCGAGCGUAGGUCAUCACGACGAUAGCACUGCUUUCCUCGCUCGAGCCAUGGCAGCUCCGUAGCCCAGCACUAGACACGGGCAGGGCGAUAGUGGAGGUACCGAUAUGCAGCACCGCCAGUUGCGUCGUCGACUUUGACGCGAAAGCCUUUCAGCCGGCGUACUGCGGACCACGGCACGCGAUCAGCGCAGCUCGCGCGUCACGAUGGUCACCCACAGCAGUCGCGUGAUGUCAAUGGCGAUUUAUCAUCGUCCGAAUCGUAGAAUGCCCCUACCGCAGGAUCGGU
Messenger RNA from Mixia osmundae IAM 14324, 1286 nucleotides. RefSeq lists its product as uncharacterized. Bases 1 to 1026 code for a protein of 341 amino acids. The transcript has 7 exons. The record is from RefSeq and is a predicted model, not a curated record. Lineage: Eukaryota; Fungi; Basidiomycota; Mixiomycetes; Mixiales; Mixiaceae.